AUGGACUACAGCUAUUACCACCACAACUACGACUACGACUACGACGACGACGACUACAACGACUACAGUCAUGAUGGAUGGGGUCAGGGCUAUGGAGGGGACUACGACUACGAUGAUGGGUACUGGGAGGACGACUACUGGUACCAAGAGGAAGAAUCACCAGAGUACUACCACAACCACUACAAUGAGGGCCAGGAGUACAUGCAUGGGGGGGAUCGCAGCUACGGUGCUUCCGAAAAUCACUAUGGAAGCCAGUAUGAUGCAUCGUAUGAGAACAACUACCAUCAUGGCUACUCUCAGGGCAACAACAACUACCAGUCCGACCAUCAUCAUCAACAGCAAUACUAUGGGAGCAACUCCUGGAGGGACUCUGAAUCAUCACAUCAUUCCAGCAGCCACGUCGACCACCAUCACUCGUCGACGAGGACCAUCACCCACACAUUCCCUGUCCCUCCCACACCUCCGCUACUUCCCAUCCCACCGCUGUCUCCCCCAACCCCAAAUAUUGCCGUUCUUCCAGUGCUUCGCACAGGCACACCGUUGAUUCCCGCGGGCUUCCCAUUCGAGUCGCGGGCCAUGGGCAUCAACCGCAACCAGAGCCUGAGCGUGAAGCCCAUCGAUUCCGAACACACCAAGUCUGCCCUUACACCGACUCCGACAGAGUCCUUCUUCCACAAUCUUUUCUGGAAAACCCCUGGCAAACCAAGAGACCGCACGAGACCGACCACACCCGUUAUUGUCCCCCCUGCUGGCUCGCGCCCAAUACCUCGCAGUCCCAGUCUGACGGCCAAUAUCAGCCUCAACAGAUCUCCUUCAGCCGCCGGGAGCUCGCCCAUAGCUGGGUACGAUGCGAUGAGAGGAAGGGGUAUAGGAUUUCUAGCUCCGUCUCCUGAACGAGCGUAA
Molecule: messenger RNA, 903 nt
Organism: Fonsecaea monophora
Lineage: Eukaryota; Fungi; Ascomycota; Eurotiomycetes; Chaetothyriales; Herpotrichiellaceae
Exons: 2
Coding region: 1-903 (300 amino acids)
Source: RefSeq, a predicted model, not a curated record